Grammomys surdaster is the source of this 3804-nucleotide messenger RNA. It is a transcript of the gene Znf444, whose product is annotated as zinc finger protein 444. Gene Ontology annotation, molecular function: RNA polymerase II cis-regulatory region sequence-specific DNA binding; DNA-binding transcription factor activity, RNA polymerase II-specific. The transcript has 4 exons. The coding region runs from base 1595 to 2596 and encodes 333 amino acids. The record is from RefSeq and is a predicted model, not a curated record. Gene Ontology annotation, biological process: regulation of transcription by RNA polymerase II. NCBI's taxonomy places the organism in Eukaryota, Metazoa, Chordata, Mammalia, Rodentia, Muridae.
GCCUUGUUUUGGCAGCUGUGCUGUUGGGGUGUUGUGGGUGUAGGUUCCCUGUUAGAGUUCCUGAUUUCUGGCUCUUGCAGUCUUUCUGCUGCUUUUUCUUCAAUGUUCCCUGAGCCUUGGGUGCAAGAGUUGUGUUGUAAAUGUAUCUUUAGGGGUUGAACUCCCCACGGUCCGUUGAUCUCUCUUAUCAUGAUAGUUGUGCUUUUCUGUCUUUGCUGAUUCAGCAAACUGCAGGUGGAAAGUUCUCCGCCAAGAUCCAUGACCUCAAUAGCCCCUGGUAGUUCCGCUAUGUUUCUAGUGUCAGAGGUAGGAUGUAGCCUUUUAAUGGACAGGAAGCCCAUGGAGCUUCAAUGUAAAGACUCCAGGAGAGAUUGGAAGAGAUAGAAGCCAAGCCAGUGCCAGGCUGUAGAGAGUUCAUGCAUAACUUGGAGGGGACAAGACCAUAAACUAACGUUUUGCAUCCUGAUCCCAAGCUAUGGUGAAGAUGGGGUGGAGUGUCUUCCUGUGUGUUAGUUAGCAAGCUCAGAGUGCCACAUCUGUAGGAGGUUCUUUGCUUUGACUUAAGAAACCAAGGGCUUCUAACCUUAGACAUAGUGUUACCACGGAAACAAUACUCCUGUCUUAGCAUUUUUGACAGGACCUUUUGAGUCUUCAGGCUCUCUGAGGACGGUGGUUCCAGGCCAGUGUCUCAUCCUUGGUGCAGCUAAUGCAUGAUGCCUGGUGACUACGUGUAGAGAAUGUCCCAGAGUCUUCAGCUGAACCCUUCAGCCACAAGCAGCUUUGUUCACUCUACCUCCUGUCUGACAAUCAGAAUGUCUUCAGGAUUUUCCACCUAUCCCCUGGGAGUCAAGCCACCUUACAGGUUUAGAGCCAUAUCCUCGUCCACCAUCUGUCUUGAAGAGGAAGGACAGCUGGCUUUCUUGUGGCUUGGAGGUUUUACGAGGGAAACACAUGCACAUAGGUGCUGGGGAGCACUUGGCAGUUGGCCACAUUUGCCAGCUCUCAAACAUAGUUUGGUAGUUGCUACUGCAGAGCUUCUGUCUGCCCCUCCCCCCCCGAAGUCCUGUAACCCUAGCCCCCAAAGUGUCUGUAGGAGAACGUUAUAGGGUCAUGGAGUAGAGCCCUCAGUCUUAGGAUUAGUGUCCUCUUAAAGAAAGAAGAGCUGGCCUGGUAAUACUUACCUAUGAUCUUAGCAUUUGAAAGGUGGGAACAGGAAGGUCAGAAGUUCAAGGUUAUCCUAGGCAGCUUAGUGAGUGAGAGACCAGCCCGGGCCAUUUGAAAGAAAAGAAAGUCAGAUACUGGGUGGAAUCCUGCAGAAAUUGUAAGUGUUCUGCUGAGAUAGAAGAACAUCCUGGGACUGGGAAGUCCAGAAACCACACAUCUCUAGAGAAGGUAUCUCAAUGGAAGGGCAUCCUGGGACUCGAAGGCCCAGUGACCACACUACUUUGAGGGGAGAGAGUAUCCCAGUGGGAGGGCAUCCGGAGACACUGGAGCCCAGGAACCACAGCUCUGAGAGGAAGCCUCCUUGGCAGAGGCCUUGCAGCUCCCAGAGGAGGCAUCCCCAGGUGCUGGUAACUCAAACCUAGGUGGCCCCAUGGAGGCCCCAGCGCCCCAGCCAGUGAAGCAGGAGAACUUGACUGUUGAGGCCCUGACGCUCGACUCCCCGUGGCACCGCUUCCGCCACUUCCACCUGGGCGAUGCAGCAGGGCCACGUGAGGCCCUCGGGCUGCUCCGUGCCCUGUGCCGGGACUGGCUCCAACCGGAAGUGCACACGAAGGAGCAGAUGCUGGAGCUGCUGGUGCUGGAGCAGUUCCUGAGCGCCCUCCCUGCAGACACCCAGGCGUGGGUGUGCAGCCGCCGGCCCCAGAGCGGAGAGGAGGCUGUGGCGCUGCUGGAGGAGCUCUGGGGCCCAGCAAGCUCCCCAGAUCGGUCGUCAUCAAUGAGGGCACCUCGGGAUAUGACAGAAGGCCCGGGGGUCAGCGUUGGAAAGGAAGAGAGUGGGGCAAUCCCCUUAGGAACCGGGGCCUCCUCCGGGACAGAGGUACCUGCAACGGGGAACAGCGGGGCCAUGCGCCCGUACAAGCAGGAGCCAGGCAGCCCCCCACCAGCCCCACUGGCACCCGUCCUCCCUGCCUUCCUGGCGGCCCCAGGCACCGUGUCGUGCCCGGAGUGCGGCAAGUCUCCCUUGAAGCCGGCGCAUCUGCUGCGCCACCGGCAAAGCCACUCCGGCGAGAAGCCGCACGCGUGCCCUGAGUGCGGCAAGGCAUUCCGGCGCAAGGAGCACCUGCGGCGCCACCGUGGCACGCACCCUGGCAGCCCGGGGCCUGCAUUGCGCCCCCUGCCGGCGCGCGAGAAGCCACACGCGUGCUGCGAGUGUGGCAAGACCUUCUAUUGGCGUGAGCACCUGGUGCGCCACCGCAAAACACACUCUGGUGCGCGGCCUUUCGCCUGCUGGGAGUGUGGCAAGGGCUUUGGGAGGCGUGAGCAUGUGCUCCGUCACCAGCGUAUCCAUGGCCGGGCGGCUGCGGUAGUGCAAGGGACUUCAGCACCGGGUCCGGAGGGUGGUGGUGUCUUUCCGCCCUGGGCUCUGGGCUAGCUGUGGUUCCAAACACCUGCUGCAGGGCAUCAUCCCCUUAGAGUCCUCCCAACCCCAUGGCCUCUUCCCUUUCAGGCCCUAUAUCCACUCCUUCCUCCCUUCUGGAAUUCUCAGCUUUCACACACCCCUGCGAAAUACCCUUCUCUGCCUCCCUCAUUCCAUCCCCUUUUCACUGGAGGAGAGACUUGCUCUAGGACACCCUUCACCUGGGAAAAGGGACACAGGGAAGGAGCAGAGGCCCUACUCCUCCCUCUCCCAAGGAAGGUGAUCUUGAUAUUGAACCCCAGGACAGAGUCGGGGCCCAUGGAGAGAGGAGGUCCAGACCCAGAUCUGGUUCUCUCCACAGCCCAAAGGAAUGAGGUGGGGAGAGGUGCCCGAGAAAGUUUGUCAUAGAUGGCAGGUCACCAGCAUCUAAGAGAGUAAUAAAGUGACUGGCUCAGUGUGUACAGGAGUCUGUGACUCCGGUGAUGAGCAUCUGAGGCACAGGGGACUUGGGGGCUCCACCUCACACACUGCAGGAAGAAAGAGGAGGUCUGCCACCACAUACACUCCCAUCCAGGUUGUCCUAGCUGUAUAGUUUCAGGUAGGUGGACCCCUCCCUUUUCUGGGCAGUGGUUCCAGUUUCAUAAGUCAUGGUGCUUGUAAUGUCGCCCACCACCAUUGCCGAGUUAAUAGGUGAUUCCGGGCCACUCCUAGAUAACCAAGUGCUAGCCAGCAGGUCUGGGAAGCACAUUUUACCGAGAAGACUCUAUUCUGGACUUGGGAAGGCAAGGGUUGCCCCUUGGCCUCAAUUCUUAACAGUGACAGUCCGGGAGUUAUAGACCUAAUGUCUCUUUAGGAAGUAUUUCUUUGGGUAUGUAGUCUACCCCAAUCUGCUGUGGAGCAGGCUCUUUGGCUGGCUCAGUUCUUGGCCUGGCCCUGCUGGGUUUUCUGGGUACCUGCUUUGAGUCCCUGGUCCUGGCUUCCUCACCAGAACUCUAUAUAAUGGCUGCACAAAGUGGAGGGAGAUAGAGGGACCCCAAUGCUCAUUCUGUUUUUUGUCUUAAGAUGGGAACUUGCUGAAUCACGCCAAGCUGGUCUUGAGCUCAUUGUGUAACCAAGGUGAUCACAGAUUUCGGGUUCUCCUGUCUCCAUCUCCCCAGUUUGAGGAUCAUAAGUGUUGCACUAUGUCACCUGGCAUCUUAAAAGGCAUAUGCCACUAUGCCCAA